Molecule: messenger RNA, 648 nt
Organism: Cornus florida
Lineage: Eukaryota; Viridiplantae; Streptophyta; Magnoliopsida; Cornales; Cornaceae
Product: glutathione S-transferase T2-like
Exons: 2
Coding region: 1-648 (215 amino acids)
Source: RefSeq, a predicted model, not a curated record
AUGUCCAUUACCUUUGAUGCGAUUACGGGGGCAGACCAAAAUAAGAAGAAGUUAUGGGAGCGAAUUUUAGAACAAUAUAAACAACAUAUUGGUGUUCCAACUGAGCGAAAUUAUGUUGGUUUGAUGAAUUGUUGGUCGGUGAUGCAACCAAAAAUUAGCAAAUUUUCUGGCUGCAUGACUACUAUAGAAAUGAAUCGUCCCAGCGGCUUCAGCAAUGAUGAUAUGAUGAUAACAGCUAAAGACCUGUUUCGUAGCCAAACAGGUGGUGAAUUUAAGUUAGAAAGUUGCUGGGAGAUCUUGAAGCAUAACAAUAAAUGGAAUUCACAUUGUGCCAAACAAGUAGGAAAAGGAAAAAAGAAAAAAGAGCCAAAGAAGAGGAGUGGAUUUGACUUUGACAUUAAUGAGUCUGGGCACUCAUUACCAUCUACUCCGUCAAGUCAUGCAACCACGACAGAUGGAGCUUCAACUAAAGAAUCACCACACAUAGGGGAAAAUGAUUCACCUGGUGUGGAAGAAUAUCAACAACAAAGACCAGUAGGAAGAAAAGCGGCGAAACAACGUCGAGCAAAAAUUAAUUCAGCGAAUGAAUUGCAAACUUCAUUCGUUUCGAAAUUUAAUAAUAUCACCACCCGUUUUGAGAGUCGUUAG